UAGAGCCAUACUCAUCAUCUUGGUUUCCAAGAUCUUCUCAGGUCCACACAAUUUUCACACACUCACAGUCACAGUUGAAGAAAAUGUCAUCCCUUCUACUCCUAUACUCCCUUCUUCUCUUCCUCAGCUACCAUGGCCGCGACCUCCGCGAUUUCUCAAAUUUUCACUCCUUUUGUUCUCCUACCCAGUCGCCAUUGUUCAAGAGUGUCUCACUUCAAUCCAGGGAAAAAUCCCAGAAAAAUCUCCUUCAAGUUGUUUACUGUAGCUGCAAAUUCUGGGGGUAUGAACCGGAAUGGGCAACCAACUCAUGUUGUUGGGCUCAAUUCCGGACUUUUGCUUGUUAAUCAUCAGGAAAUGGGUUCCAGGAGAAGGGUUUACGUGAAAUCAACCGGAUCGGAAAGUGGUUUGACUUCCUCAGCUGGUAGCACGGUUGUUAAACUGUUGCAUUUGGUAGUUUCAUUGGGGAUUAUACUGGCCAUGGAUAAGCUCUUGAAGAAGGCAUUCGUGGCUGCUGCCAUUAAAUUCCCAAGUGCUUUAUUUGGGAUGUUUUGUAUAUUUACCAUUUUGAUGGUUCUCGACUCCACUGUCCCUGCUGCGGCAACUAGCUUGAUGAACUUCUUUCAGCCAGCGCUUCUUUUCAUUCAGAGGUGGCUUCCUCUGUUCUAUGUGCCUUCUUUGGUGGUUCUCCCUCUGGCUGUUAAAGAUAUUCCAGCUGCUUCAGGACUUAAAAUCAUUUUCAUUAUAGUUGGAGGAUGGCUGGCUUCACUUUCUGUAGCAGGUUUUACAGCUAUAGCAGUGAGAAAGAUGGUAAACACUGAAAUGAUACCGGCUGAACCUAUGCCUAAGCCUUCUCCAUUUUCUUCAGUAGAAUUAUGGGCUUGGAGUGGUAUUUUCGUUAUAUCAUUUGUGUCGGCAUUUUUCUAUCCAACUCUACUUGGGACAAAUGCCAGAACAUGCUUGCCGUUUCUCCUUGCUUCAACCGUCUUAGGCUACCUUCUUGGUUCUGGGCUACCGAAUGUGGUGAAGAAGGUUUUCCAUCCCAUUAUUUGCUGUGCGCUAUCAGCUGAUCUAGCGGCAUUUGCCUAUGGACAACUAUCACGUUCUGGACUGAAUCCUGUUCUCGGAUACUAUCUUACAAAGGCCUCAUCAAAUCCUGGAGCUGGAGACAUUCUAAUGGGAUUCCUUGGAUCAGUUAUUCUCUCAUUUGCCUUCUCAAUGUUCCAACAGAGAAAGCUUGUUAAGAGACAUGCUGCAGAGAUAUUCACCUCUGUUAUCCUGUCCACUCUGUUCUCUUUGUAUUCAACCGCCCUCAUUGGACGACUGGUUGGUCUGGAACCUUCUUUAACUGUAUCAGUUCUUCCCAGAUGCAUAACUGUGGCACUUGCUCUCAGCAUUGUAUCUUUCUUUGAAGGUGCCAAUACAUCUCUUACAGCAGCUGUGGUUGUAGUAACUGGACUCGUCGGGGCCAACUUUGUUCAGACAACUCUCGACAAAUUAGGGUUCCGUGAUCCUAUUGCUCGAGGAAUAGCGACUGCAUCAAGUGCACAUGGAUUGGGAACAGCUGCAUUGUCUGCCAAGGAACCAGAGGCCCUUCCAUUUUGUGCAAUUGCAUAUGCCCUGACAGGAAUUUUUGGUUCUGUGAUUUGCUCAGUUCCAGCAGUCAGACAAAGCUUGCUAACAAUAAUUGGCUGAAAAAAUCACCUUUAUGCAAUUAAGAAUGACAUAAACUGAUCACAGGCAGCGCUUUCUGCAGAAAUUCUAGCUCAUAUUGGUGGAAAACAAUCUUUCAUGUCGUGGCCAUUUCACUGCACGUCCGUAUGUAUAACCUUGCAUAUUUACAUCUGGUUUUCUGGUUUUUAUUUUCUUCCUCAAAUUUUAAGCAUCCCUUUCGAUUUUUCAGGAUUUUAGGUUGGCACCCUCUUCACAAGUUGUAACCAACCUAUUUGUAAUGAUUAUUCUAUUCAAAUUGAUGAUCUAAGUUCUUGUGUAUAUAUGUAGUUCAUCACAUACAGCUAAAUAGUCUAAUCCCAAUCUUGGUUUUAUUU
Messenger RNA from Sesamum indicum (sesame), 2045 nucleotides. Its product is annotated as plastidal glycolate/glycerate translocator 1, chloroplastic. NCBI's taxonomy places the organism in Eukaryota, Viridiplantae, Streptophyta, Magnoliopsida, Lamiales, Pedaliaceae. The record is from RefSeq and is a predicted model, not a curated record.